Athene cunicularia (burrowing owl) is the source of this 2904-nucleotide messenger RNA. RefSeq names its product SRP receptor subunit beta (gene SRPRB). Gene Ontology annotation, cellular component: signal recognition particle receptor complex. Lineage: Eukaryota; Metazoa; Chordata; Aves; Strigiformes; Strigidae. The coding region runs from base 1 to 786 and encodes 261 amino acids. Gene Ontology annotation, biological process: protein targeting to ER. The transcript has 7 exons. The record is from RefSeq and is a predicted model, not a curated record.
AUGGGGGUGACUCCGGAACCUGCUGUCCAGGGGGACAUCGAUGGCCCCGUCCAUCCUCUGGGCCAAACUGCUGCCGGGGGACAGCUGCCCCCAGCCUCAGUGCUCCCUCCUCUCUCCGCAGUGAUCUGGCGGUUCGUGCAGGGCAGGAGGAGCAGCCGGCAGGCGGUGCUGCUGCUGGGCCUCUGCGAUGCGGGGAAGACGCUGCUCUUCGCCAGGCUGUUGACAGGCAAAUACCGUGAUACCCAGACUUCGAUAACUGACAGCUCUGCAGUUUACAGAGUCAGCAAUGACAAGAGUGCUAACGUGACCUUAAUUGACCUUCCGGGCCAUGAGAGUUUGCGGCUUCAGUUCUUGGAGAGGUUCAAGGCCGCAGCCAGAGCCAUUGUGUUUGUGGUGGACAGUGUGGCCUUCCAGCGGGAGGUGAAGGAUGUGGCAGAGUUCCUGUACCAGGUCUUGGUCGAUAGCACUGUGCUCAAAAAUGCACCCGCGCUGCUGAUCGCUUGCAAUAAGCAAGAUGUCACAAUGGCAAAAUCAGCAAAACUUAUUCAACAUCAGCUGGAGAAAGAGCUCAACACCUUACGAGUGACCCGCUCUGCAGCCCCCACCAGUCUGGAUGGCUCAGCCACCGGCAGCCCUGCCCAGCUGGGGAAGAAGGGCAAGGAUUUUGACUUCUCCCAGCUACCCAUGAAGGUGGAAUUCGUGGAGUGCAGCGCUCGGGGCAGCAAGGGAGAGGAGGGAGAUGCGGAUUUUGAAGGCCUUGAGAAGUGGCUGGCCAAGAUUGCCUGAACGGAGAAGGGCAGGGCUGGAAGGAGACACUUGGGGAGACUGGGGGGCGGGACACUUGGGGACUGAAAGGAAAAGGAUUGUCUGAAGCACUCAAAUCUCAUCUUGCUGUAGAAAGAAAAAAGCUGGAAAUCAACAUUGUGGUAUCUUCCUCAUGGGCUUGGGAGCAACAUGACACAAUUGCUGCUGUGAUUUCCUCUCUGACUGUCUCUUCACACUGGAGCUUUUUUUCCCCUCUUCCUUUGUAUUCCUCUGGGGUGCUGACCCUCUGAGCUUCUGUGUUUCCUUCAUCUUUAGGCUUUUCAUUUGGUGGUUGCCAAACAAAUUAGGAAGGAGUGCACUGCCAGGUGAGUUUUAGAGAUUGCAGUGCAUGUUGUCUUUGCCUUGGUUUAGCAUCGCGGUCCUGUUGCCUCUGGGAGCUGCUCUCCUGAUUUGGACUUCCCCAGCCUCUUGCUGCCUGGGAGCACCAUAUCCAUCACCUGUGCUGCCCUUGCAGAGUGCACAGACUCUAUCGGUUGGGCAGUAGCUGAGGAGAUUAGAAAAGCUGUUUUCCUCCGUGUCUCCUACCUUCCUGUUCUUCCAAACUGGUGCAGUCCCAUUGCUGUGGGACUGGAGUGGUCUUUUAAAUGCCCAAACCAGGCUGGCUGCUCUGCUUUUGUGUGCUGCCUGUGUCCAGCUGCGGUGCCCCUGUCUUUGGGUGAUUUCCACUGUUGGACAGUUCUUGGGAGUUUUUCUUUAACUGAGGGCUGUGUCCUGAAAGCUUGUUUCACUCUGCUUCUCCUUCCCAUACUUGAGGCUGCUCUUCCACAGAUAUGUAAGCACACUGCAAGUGGCAGAGUUACAGUAGAGUGUCUUAGCUUGAAAUGAUGAGGUGGGUGCAGUUUUAGAUUCAUACCUACAUUCCGUGUGAGAAUCUGGUAUGACAGACGUUUGCUGUGCACUCCCCUGCCUGUCUCCUGCUCCAGUGACUGCAGUUAAGAUCUUUUUUUGUGUGUAAUCAGUCAGCAGUUGUGGUAAACUGAAAGUCAAGGAGCUGCUAGCACAUUAGUGUGAAUCCUCCUCCUGAGGAAGAUGCUCAAUGAAGGAAAGAACUGUGAGAUUUUCCCAGUUGGCUCUCAUUUGCCUGUGGUGUUUAAAGCCAAAAUUGCUGCUGUGUGUGGGGAAGGUUGAGGGAAUGCCUGUCCUGUAGCUGUCUCAGUGGCUCAGGAGGCUGCUUGUAGGCUUGGCGCAUUGGAGGGCUCUGAUUCAGCAUGGAACUGGCCGAGGGACAUGUGCUCUCCUCCUUCCCCAUGUCGAUUAUCUACAGGGAGAUCUUCCAGCAGUUUUGGUGUUAGUCAGGUGGAGUCAAGACCCUGGUGCUGUGCUGGGCAUUCAGCUUCCCCUUCCUGAACAGCCUUAAGCCCUGCCCAGCAGCUUCAGACAGCUUUGUGGGUGUCACUUCUGAGCAGCACCUACAUGAGGAUGAUUGCUCUCCACGUUGCAUAGCGUGAGGUCCUCUGGCAUUGAAAUUUUGCCUUUUUGUUGCUUCCCCUUUUGUUUUAGGGUAGGAUGGAGUAGCUGGCUCCUGAUAGACCCUCUUUGUCCUUUGCAGGCUCCUCUUCUGUCUGGUUUGAUGCUUCAUCAUUCAGCUGAUCUAUUGUGUUCUUUUCCUUUCUGUCUGGGGCAUUCUCUGCCUCCCUGUGGCAUUGCCAAGUGUUAGUAGCAUUGGGAAGAGCAAGAGCACCCUUCCUCAAGGACCUGUGCUCGUGGCAGAGCUGGGCCUUGCAUUUCUAGUCCUGUGAACCCAGUGGCUCUUCUGCUAUCCGUUCAGGAGGUGGGGAGGGUUAUAUUUACGGAGUGUUUAUAUUCUACUAUUACCUGCAGCCAGAGUGUUGUUGGAACAUGUUUGUCAUGCUUUGAACUCUAGCUGGAGCUCCUUCCUAGGCCUUGCUUUGACUCUAUAUUGCUGACAUGAGAAUAUUGCUGUUUCUUUGGGUGGUUAUCCUGCUUGCAAAGACCUGUCUCCUUGAAAAGCAGAGGCCAAGCACCAGCCUCUGCUGGGGUAAGGGGGGAAGGUAGCUUGAGGCCAUAAUUGGUUUUAAGUUAUUCUAAGUAUUCCUUAAAUAAAAUGUUUUUGCUUAA